This is a messenger RNA of Klebsormidium nitens, 1469 nucleotides long. Lineage: Eukaryota; Viridiplantae; Streptophyta; Klebsormidiophyceae; Klebsormidiales; Klebsormidiaceae. The record is from the annotation of a GenBank genome assembly.
CUUCAGUCCGCUACGGCGCUAGGAUACUAUAUCGCCGUCAGCGCUAGAGCUUCAGUCUGCCUUUCUCGGAGUCCAACUUCAAGCUAGGCCAAGCCGGGCGCCCUUGUGCCCAGUACGUUGGGUGGACUUUCAUUGCCAGGCCCUGCUCACCCAGCCGAAAUCACAUUGAGCCCUCGCUGGAGGCAAGAAGCGAUGGCAUCGGUGCCGUAUGAGGAGGCACUGGCCACCCUUCAGAGCAUGUUUGGAGGCCUUGACCGAGACAUCAUCAUCGAUGUCCUGGAGCAGAAUGGGUGUCAGAUGGAGCCCACAGUGGAUGCACUUCUGAUCCUCAGCGGCGCACAGGGGGCCAGCCCGAGGGAGGGGCAAGUGGGCGGCAAUUCUGCAAAGCUCAGGCAGAGCACGCGGCGAAGUUUCUCAAGUAAUGACCCUGUCCGGAGAACAUCUGCUGAGGCGGGACAUCGAUUAGAGGGCUUUGGAUCAGGGGAGCCGCAUCCGAAAGAAGAAUACGAAGAUGCUCUAGUGAGUGGAAGCCUAAAAGAGAAGGUAGCGACUGCCCCCAGCCGAACCAUUUCAGCAGGCAGCGCCGCUAUGAGGAAGCUGACGGAGGUCUUGGCGGAUUGGGGCCUCACGUCUAGGAGAAGCAGCAGCGAAUACUCGCUCGCCCACGAGAACGAGUACCGCACCAGCGCCCUCGACGAGGACCGCCCCUCCGCGAGCACUUCGUACGCCCAAACGGCCGGGCAGCUGUUGGACACGGUACAGACCGCGACCGCGAACGCCAUCGGCGGCGUCUCGUCGUCCUUCCGGAGGGCGAGCGACGUGAAGCAUCGGCAGCGCGCGGGACGCGAGGGGCAGUCGCUUCUAGCGCACGACGACGAUUUUGAGGACGGGGCAGUGCUGAGUAAACAGGAGACGAGGAAAGAGGAGUCGCGGUCACUCAAUAGUGGAUGGGAAGAAGACGAGGAAGAGGACGAGGGGUUCAUUAAGAAGGAGCACUGAGGGGCCGGGGCUUGGGCGUAGCGGCGGCCUUUCACGAGGUUAACAGUUGAAACCAUCACGUGUUGUACAUUAGAUGGUAAGAUAGCAAGCGGGGGGCGUCGGAUUCGCUUGUAGUAGAGAGCUUCGCGAUGUACAUAGCUGAGGCUAAGGUGUACAGAGCCUGCGGUUUCCGUAGGAAAGUGAGUCGGGUCUUACAAAGAUCUUCACAGUAACUCGCCCUUAAUGGGUCCAGCGGGAGACUCCCAGUUGGUUCCAAGAGCGAGAGAAGUGAAUUCUAGUCCGGUCAGGACUGCGGUUCUGGCACGUCCAAGUCCAGAGUUUUAGUACCAUCUUGACCCAUCAGGGAGAAGCCUCGCUGAACGGACAAAAGUCUUUGGAGGCCUGACCCGUCUGAUUGCGCAUGAGUCACUCAUGCAACCAGAACUCAGCCUAUCCAAGCGGAUCAUGCUACGCUGGCAUGUCACAGUGCA